Molecule: messenger RNA, 1486 nt
Organism: Exophiala mesophila
Lineage: Eukaryota; Fungi; Ascomycota; Eurotiomycetes; Chaetothyriales; Herpotrichiellaceae
Exons: 9
Coding region: 1-1467 (488 amino acids)
Biological process (GO): transmembrane transport
Cellular component (GO): membrane
Molecular function (GO): transmembrane transporter activity
Source: RefSeq, a predicted model, not a curated record
AUGUCUGAUCACGACGUCAACUCUCUUAAAGAGAAGGCCCAAGUCGCCCAGCUCGAGCAGGAAGCCAUCUCUCAAGAUGAAGAAGACUUCAGAAAGAGGGAGCGCCGUCUCGUGCGCAAGCUUGAUCUGUACAUUGCGCCUCUCUUGGGCCUCUUGACUCUCAUUUCGUUCCUCGAUCGAGGAAAUAUCGGUUAUGCUGCCUCGCAGGGCAUGACAGUUGACAUCGGCCUGCAGGGUGUGCAGCUCAACAUUGCCAUUUCCAUCUUUUACGUCUUCUACAUUCUAGCUGAAAUUCCAGCUUCUCUCUAUGUGAAGAGACUUCGAUUCGACCGUGUGAUCCCCACUGUUGUCUUCUGCUGGGGCAUUGUCUGUCUCGGAAAUGGCUUCAUCACCAACUUUGCUAGUCUUGUCGCUUGCCGUCUGCUGUUGGGCCUCUUCGAAGGAGUGCUGUUCCCGAGCUCGGUAAUCUUGAUGGCCAAUUGGUACUAUCGGGAGGAGCUUGGACUGCGCAUCUCAUAUCUAUACAUUGCGGCGGCAUUGUCUAGCGCAUUUGGCGGACUCAUAGCAUUCGCCAUUCUGUAUAUGGAUGGCACGCAUGGAAUGGCGGGCUGGAGAUGGCUUUACAUCAUCGAAGGCAUCAUCACUGUUGUCAUUGCUAUCGCAUGCUUUUGGCUCAUUCCCAACCAUUACGAAACCGCCUACUUCCUGAACGAAGAUGACAAGAAGAUCAUGCGACGGCGCGCAGAACUCACCGAAUCAUACAAUGGUGGCCAAGGCCACUACACACGCAAGGACAUCAUGAUGGCCGUAAAAGACUCCAAAACCUGGCUCCACGGCCUGAUUCAAUUUGCCUGCAUGACUGUGGUAUACGGAUUUUCUGUUUUCCUGCCCAUCAUCCUACGUACUGGCUUCAACUAUUCUGUCAAAGAAGCGCAAUAUCUCGCUAUCCCAGUCUUCCUAUGGGGUGCCAUCGUCUAUGGAAUCGGAGGCUACCUUUCUGACAAGUUCAAGCAACGAUUCCUAUGCGUCGUGAUUGCAGCUCCAACCGGAAUUGUGGGAUACAUCAUCCUGCUUGCAUCCCAACAUGUUUCUGUUGGGGUUCGGUACUUUUCGUGCUUCUUGAUCUCGACCUGCAUCUUCCUGUGCGCCGGUGGCAACAUGGCUUGGUUGUCGCUCAAUACUGCUCCUGACGGCAAGAGAUCCGCCUCCGUCGGUAUCACCUUGACAUUAACCAAUAUUGGCGGUAUUGUGUCUGGUCAAAUCUACGUAGCCAGGCAGGCCCCUCUCUACAGAUUGGGUCACUCAUGGUCCCUUGCUUGUCUAGUCUUGUCUGUUGUCGGAUGGGUUAUUGUGAGAGCAAUCCUCAAGAAGCGAGAGGCAGGCAAGGACAAGGCAAUCGCGGAAGGAGUUGUCGUUCCUCCAGAGGACUUUUCUGACCGUGCACACACAUACAGAUACCAGAUCUGAUGCACCCAUUGGCAGUCCA